AUGAUGAUGAUGAUGAUGUGCCGUGUGAUGUGUGUGUUGGCCGUUGUGCUGUGCUGUGCCUGCGGGUAUACCAUGGCGGCUGCUGCUGCUGUUGAUAAUGACAGUCCCAGUGGCCGUGGUGUAUCCCGUGGGGCUGUGGAGGUGUCGUGCGGGGCCGGCGGUGCGCUGCGUGUACGCCCCGCUGCUGAGAGCGAGUGGCUUACAUGCGGUGCGGGCAGCCGUGUGUCUGCAUGUGGGAAGUACGCAGACCUCUGCCGCCAGCGUACCGCAAGAGCAGCAACCACAACAAGGAUUACUACUACUACUGCUAAUGGACAACCAAAGGCGGUGAUGGCGUUUGACAAUUUUCCUCGUGAUGGAACUGUUUUUGAAGAAUUCGAGAAGGGUUUUUAUCAAAAACCUAAAAAGGAGGAAGAGAAAACGAAGACUCCGAACGAUACAAACCGACUGCAACAACAAGAACAACACGUACAGAAUCAUGAAGUUACAUCUGGUCCGGGGGAGGGCAUAACGAAUGGGGACCAUCCUGCUGAAGAUUCUCGUAUGAAGUCAUCAGCGCCGCAAACUGAUCCCGUUGAUGGUCGGGAAAACAGCCGUUCAUGGAAAGCAUUGGGUGAUACUACCUUUGGCGGUACUGGAUUGUAUUCUGCGUGGGAUGGAGAUGCAGUGAAAGAGGUCGCUGUUUGUUUGGGAGAUGUUGCCGAAGAGAACAAAAAAUUUUGUUCACAGUGGUUGGAAAAAAAAAAGCAGAACGGAAGUGGUAGUCACACUUCAUUCUCCCAUGGAAAUGCAGACUCGCAACAUCUUCGAGAGCAAGUUCAUGUUAAUUCUGUUGUUUCUCAUGUACCCCCAAAAGCGGAAGAACUAGAUCAAAUGAAAGGAGAUAAAGAAAAACAAGAUUUAGCUGGAGAGGUUACAGGAACUGGGAAAGAUACACCACUAUCAGAAGUGAAAACAGAACCAGGACACCCAUUGGCACAACAAGGAAAAACUACAAAUACUACCACGACGAGUGCUAGUCUAAAUAAUGUCGCGGACAACCACCCACAAAGUGGAGAACACGAGAACAGUAAAAGAUCAGCAUCUCCAAGUAUAACUGACGCAGAGGUAGUUGAAGCACAAAAAGGAGCGAGUACCACAACAAUACAAAGCACAACUCAAGAGUCUAAUGUAGCACCACAAGAUAUCCAAAGUUCAUCCAAUACCAAAGGGGAUAACAGUGCAGUUGGUAAAAGUACUCUUACCCAGCAAUCAUCUCCUGCAAAUGUUGAUGAAACUGUCGCACCAGACACAGAAGAAACCAAUCACACUACUCCACCGAGCCCCGAGAACAAUGUCAGUGACGCACCAACCACCACUCCAUCUACUGUACCCAAUGCAGAGAUCACCUCUAUUGCCUCUAAUAUGCAGAACAAGGCUAAUGUUGACAGCAGUAUCAGUCCUGUGUGGAUGCGCACUGCAGCACCGCUACUGAUUGUGGCUGUGUUGUUCUCCGUUACUGUGUACUGA
Trypanosoma theileri is the source of this 1509-nucleotide messenger RNA. RefSeq lists its product as uncharacterized. The record is from RefSeq and is a predicted model, not a curated record. Lineage: Eukaryota; Euglenozoa; Kinetoplastea; Trypanosomatida; Trypanosomatidae. The transcript has a single exon. Bases 1 to 1509 code for a protein of 502 amino acids.